GCUGGGUACGUUACGAUGCAGGAUGGUGAGAAGAAUGUCGAGGAACGUGCGGACGCUACCGGCGUUUGUAAGCGAGAUUUCUACAAGUUCGGCGAACACGUUCGGAUGGAGGAAGAUCAUCGCAUUGAAUUCAAGGCACACAAGAACAUCUCCAUCGAAGAGCUGUCGCCAGCUUGCAAGGACCAGCACUCUGGCCAGACGAUCUCAAGAACUAUCUGUGCCUUCUUGAACACUGGGAGAGGUGGGACUAUUUUUCUGGGAAUCCUUGACACUGGUGAAGUCAACGGUCUCCAUCUCACAGAAUACCAAAAAGACCACUUGGCAUUGAGUCUUGAAAACUUGAUGCAGCAGUACAAGCCAGCUGUCCCAAAACACAUGUACGAGCUGCGGUUCGUUCCAGUCAUCUUUGAGGGUGUGCCAUUGCCAACAAACGAAAGACGUGAGAUGAACAGCAAGGAGAGGUUCAGGCCACACAAAUUGCAGUGUUCGAAGCCAUGCUGGUGUGACGAUGAAGCUACUGCUCAGCUGAGUGUUGGCAGAUUGGUGAUGCGGUAUGUUGUGGAGAUUAAGCUAUCUGCAUGGGACAGUUCUGACACGAGAAACAGUGGGUUGAAUAAAAGCAAGAUGGGCAUCCACCCCAUGUUUGAUAACGAUGAGCAUGCAUGA
This is a messenger RNA of Rhipicephalus microplus (southern cattle tick), 666 nucleotides long. Its product is annotated as schlafen-like protein 2. NCBI's taxonomy places the organism in Eukaryota, Metazoa, Arthropoda, Arachnida, Ixodida, Ixodidae. The record is from RefSeq and is a predicted model, not a curated record.